Molecule: messenger RNA, 1281 nt
Organism: Prinia subflava (tawny-flanked prinia)
Lineage: Eukaryota; Metazoa; Chordata; Aves; Passeriformes; Cisticolidae
Product: acrosin-like
Exons: 5
Coding region: 1-1281 (426 amino acids)
Biological process (GO): acrosome reaction; proteolysis
Molecular function (GO): serine-type endopeptidase activity
Source: RefSeq, a predicted model, not a curated record
AUGCCACCAGCAGUGAUGAAUCUGCUGUACCUCUUCAUCCUGCUGGCCGUGUACAGCCCUGCACAUGGCACCUGGGACAGCUGCAGAGGGACCUGCGGGCUCCGGCCCAUGGCCACUGACUACGGCGCCGACUACGACUCUGCUGACUCCAGAAUCGUGACUGGCACGGGGGCCCUGCCGGGGGCCUGGCCCUGGAUUGUCAGCAUCCAGGACCCCAGGAAAAUAGGCACGGGCCAUACCUGUGGAGGGUCCCUCAUCAGCCCGCAGUGGGUCCUCACAGCAGCCCACUGCUUCCUCCAGGCCAGGAACGUCACCAAGUGGCGCGUGCUGAUCGGGGCCACCCAGCUGAGCCACCUGGGCCCCGAGGCGCAGGUGCGCCACGUCAAGCGGCUGCUGGCACACCAGGAGUACACGGCGGCAUCGCAGCGCAACGACAUCGCCCUGCUGGAGCUGGACCGGCCCGUGCAGUGCAGUGACUACGUGCAGCCCGCCUGCGUGCCCAACGCCUCGCUCACCGUGUCCGAGCUCAAGGCCUGCUACAUCGCGGGCUGGGGCUCCGCCGGUGCCAAAGCUCAUGGUCCCAGCGAUGUCCUGCAGGAGGCCAAGGUCCAUCUGCUGGACGUCCGCCUGGUCAACAGCAGCCGCUGGUACGCCGGCUCCAUCCACACCCACAACCUGUGCGCUGGCUACCCGCGGGGUGGCAUGGACACCUGCCAGGGUGACAGUGGAGGGCCUCUGGUGUGCAAAGACAACAGUGCCAGCUACUUCUGGCUGGUUGGAGUGACCAGCUGGGGAAAAGGCUGUGCCAGAGCAAAGCGGCUGGGAGUCUACACCUCCACUCAGCACUUCUACAACUGGAUCGUGCUGCAGAUGGGCCUGUGCCCAGCUGCAACAGCCACUCCAGCACCAGAGCCCCCCUGCACCGCAACCCCCUCCGAGCAGCCAGAGCCAACGCCGACAGAGCCAGGCUGCUCCACUCCCACCCCAUGCACAGAGGAAACUGAAACAGCCACUCCAGCACCAGAGCCAACCUUCAGCUCAACCCCCUCUGAGCAGCCAGAGCCAACACCGACAGAGUCAGGCUGCUCUACACCCACAGAGACACCAGAGCCAGAGGCAGAGCCAGAGCCAGCCUCGACCCCACUCCCCUCUGAGCAGCCAGGGCCAACAGAAUCUGUCUUGCCCGCUCCACGUCCGUACCAGGUCCUGGUGCGAUUCUUAGCUCGGGUGCACCAGAUGCUGCAGGACCUCAUGGGAAAAAGGACACAAGCAACAGGAUGA